AUCAUUCUGCGGUCUCACCCCAAACCUUUCACUCUGUACUGUGAAGUGUGUCGGCGAUACGGUGGAGAUGGAGACGAAGCCUUCAGAAAUCAGCAGCUCGAAGAUGUUUGGAGGGUUCAACAAGAGAUACAAGCACUACAGCCCAACUCUUGGAUGCUCCAUGACAUUCCACAUCUACUUCCCUCCUUCUCCUUCACCUUCCAACAAAUUCCCUGUACUCUACUGGCUCUCCGGCCUAACAUGCACAGAUGAGAACUUUAUCGCUAAAUCUGGUGCCCAACGUGUUGCUUCAAGUGAGGGCGUUGCACUGAUUGCACCAGAUACAUCUCCAAGAGGGCUGAAUGUUGAAGGAGAGUCUGAUAGCUGGGAUUUUGGUGUUGGUGCUGGAUUUUAUCUGAAUGCAACCCAAGAGAAGUGGAAGAACUGGCGUAUGUAUGACUAUGUUGUUAAGGAGUUGCCAGGACUUCUUUCUGAACACUUUCCACAGCUUGAUACAUCAAGGGCAUCCAUCUUUGGUCACUCAAUGGGUGGACAUGGAGCACUAACAAUCUACCUCAAAAACUUGGACAAGUACAAGUCAGUGUCAGCAUUUGCUCCAAUUGUGAAUCCUGUGAACUGUCCUUGGGGCCAGAAGGCUUUCACAAACUACUUGGGUGAAAAUAAAGCUGAUUGGGAGCAAUACGAUGCUACCUGCCUUAUAUCAAGCGGUGCCAAUCUCUCCGCCACCAUUUUAAUUGAUCAGGGAGAAGAUGACAAAUUCUUGAAGGAUCAACUUUUGCCACAUAAAUUCGAAGAGGCAUGUAGAAAAGCCAGCGUUCCUCUCCUCCUGCGAUUGCAGCCUGGAUAUGAUCACUCCUACUUUUUCAUUUCCACCUUCGUCGAUGAUCACAUCCGCCAUCACUCCCAAGCCCUUCAGCUGUAACUGGGCAAAGCAUUUACUUAAUCUCAGAGAUGCUUCAGGAGUGGUGUUCAUAUAGAAUCUGUGUCCUACUGGGAGAAAGUAAGACAGAAAUGUCGCGAGAGUAGUUCUCGUAAUAAAGCCAUUUGUGGUUGUGUGAAUUGUACGUUAUGAAGGUUGAGUAUUUACAAGGUUUAAUGGUUUCUGAGAACUGUGGAUUAUUGGAAGUAUUUGGCAAUGUGCUUCGGCUGGGCAUCUUGUUAAUCAUCAUAAGUAGCAUAUACUGGUAA
Ipomoea nil (Japanese morning glory) is the source of this 1188-nucleotide messenger RNA. Its product is annotated as S-formylglutathione hydrolase. Bases 68 to 922 code for a protein of 284 amino acids. NCBI's taxonomy places the organism in Eukaryota, Viridiplantae, Streptophyta, Magnoliopsida, Solanales, Convolvulaceae. The record is from RefSeq and is a predicted model, not a curated record. Gene Ontology annotation, molecular function: S-formylglutathione hydrolase activity. Gene Ontology annotation, cellular component: cytosol. The transcript has 7 exons. Gene Ontology annotation, biological process: formaldehyde catabolic process.